GCUGAAAGUGGAAAGCAUUUCAUAAAGCCACCAGGAAUUAACUACACGGUGCCUGUAUUUUGUAACAUGACUUCGAAGAAUGGUGUUGGUGUGACAGAGAUUGGACAUGACAGUGAAUCACGAACAUUUGUGACCGGAUAUGAAAGUCCGGGUUCCUACCGACGAAUGAUUAAAUAUGAAAUUUCCAUUGACCUGAUCGUUUCCAUUAUGAACCAGUCCAAGAAUUGCGAGCAGUUUAUAAAGUAUGAAUGUUACAGUAGUGUUUUCUAUAAUGCUAAGGGUCAACUAUUUGCUUGGUGGGUAUCACGUCAAGGAACAAAUAUGAAUUACUGGGGUGGAGCGGCAGUCGACAGUGGAAACUGUUCAUGUGGAAUGACCAACAGCUGUGCAGGUGGAAGGAAAUGUAAUUGUGACAUGAAUGACUAUACAUGGCGUGAAGACAGUGGAUACCUGACAGACAAGAACACACUACCUGUUACUGAACUGAGAUUUGGUGAUACUGGUGAUACUAGUGCUGAGUAUGGAAAUUUUACACUCGGAAAAUUACGAUGCUGGGGUUAA
Dendronephthya gigantea is the source of this 561-nucleotide messenger RNA. RefSeq names its product neurexin-4-like. Bases 67 to 561 code for a protein of 164 amino acids. The transcript has a single exon. NCBI's taxonomy places the organism in Eukaryota, Metazoa, Cnidaria, Anthozoa, Malacalcyonacea, Nephtheidae. The record is from RefSeq and is a predicted model, not a curated record.